AGAUCAGAUCACCCAAGUUGACUGUUCUUGUGGGUUGACAUUGAGCUGCAGUGAUUGGUAACUUGUCAGAACAAGUUUGGUUUGGGUGAGCUGUUUCAUUUCAUUAUUUCUGGCUGCCCUUUUGUUUUCCUCUCUAUUCUUCAUCUCAGUCUUGUAUUUUCAUUAUCUUCUUAUUACCCCGGUGUAAUUUCUCGUCAUUUAUUGGAAUAUAGUUUCUGGGUUCCAGUUGUAUUGGGUUCUUCGCAUGCUAGGCCGGUAAGGGCGGGAUGAGACUUGAUGAUUCGAUGAGUUGUUGUAUGUAUAGGUAAUUCUGGUGCAUUGGUAAUUUGUCUGAUCCUCAAAGAAUCUGAAAUUUUCCUGGAUUUGGAGAGAGAGAGAUGAAGGAUUUUCCUGGAACACCUGGGACUUGGACUGGGCUUAUUCUUAGGAUUUCCCAGUGCAUGUUUGCAGCUGGUUCGAUUGCUUCCAUGGCAACUACUUCCAGCUUCUUCAGUGUCACAGCUUUUUGCUACUUGAUCGCAUCAAUGGGUUUGCAAGUCAUUUGGAGCUUUGGGCUUGCUUUCUUAGAUGCAUAUGCCUUGGUGAAAAAGAAGGUCCUCCACAAUCCUGUUUUGGUCAGCCUCUUUGUAGUUGGAGACUGGGUUACAGCAACAUUGUCCCUUGCAGCCGCCUCUGCAUCUGCCGGCAUCACAGUCUUGUACUAUAGCGAUUUUGGAGACUGUGAUUUCGGGAAGGAAUGCCAAAAAUACCAGAUUUCAGUUGCAUUGGCCUUCCUGAGUUGGAUAAUGAUUGCAACCUCUUCCCUAAUCAUGUUUUGGCUUUUAGCUGCAGGUUAAACCUUCCUUUAUUGGGAUAUUCUAUUUGCUGUCUUGAAACGCAUCUGUCAUAAAAAUUUAGAUCAUUUAUAUACUGUGAAUAGAAAAAAAGUAUAGCAUUCCAAUACUCGAAACAUUCUUUUU
Molecule: messenger RNA, 959 nt
Organism: Vitis riparia (riverbank grape)
Lineage: Eukaryota; Viridiplantae; Streptophyta; Magnoliopsida; Vitales; Vitaceae
Product: CASP-like protein 5B3
Exons: 3
Coding region: 378-836 (152 amino acids)
Cellular component (GO): plasma membrane
Source: RefSeq, a predicted model, not a curated record